Molecule: messenger RNA, 4829 nt
Organism: Lineus longissimus
Lineage: Eukaryota; Metazoa; Nemertea; Pilidiophora; Heteronemertea; Lineidae
Product: atrial natriuretic peptide receptor 1-like
Exons: 22
Coding region: 1193-4048 (951 amino acids)
Biological process (GO): protein phosphorylation; cGMP biosynthetic process; intracellular signal transduction
Cellular component (GO): plasma membrane
Molecular function (GO): ATP binding; guanylate cyclase activity; protein kinase activity
Source: RefSeq, a predicted model, not a curated record
CUGUGGUAAAACAAAUAUUCAUUUAUAAUUGAUUGAUAGCUAAUGAUGAAUAUAAUCCCUGAAUGGUGCAUGUCUGGUAAUAUGUUCUCGAUUACGUGGCGCGUGGCGCGUGAUCGAGUAUUGACCAAUGCGACGAAAGGUUUUGUAAUGUUCACUGUGGGCUGCAGAUGCUAGUCCGAUAAACAAAUUGAGACGAAAUAUAUACCAAUAUUUAAUAGUUGAGGACACACUGCUGCAAUUUUGACGCAUUUUAUUUGUGUAGACGAAUACUUUUAUCACGGAUUCAUAUGAUACGCUCAACACCGGAUUCGCGGAUAUCUGUUCUGGGACAAUCGAACAAAUCGUUAUAUGUUUUCUGGUUCAGUGACCUCAAACUGAUAAGAACCAAAUCGUUCAGAUUCACGAAGAUGCAAGAAGAUGUAGUAUAAUAUAAAUAGCAUGUUGCUUUUCACGUUAUUCGUAGUUUAAAUCCGGCUUCGAAUCGUAACAAAACAUUUUUCUUGUGUGUUAAUGAUUAUUCACGUCCCCCUCAUGAUUUUACAGCGUUUCUGAGGCUUUUUUGAACUUUCCGAGAUUUUUAGUCCGCUAUACGGUUACACGUUACCUCUGCCAAGCUUCUACUUGCCCAGGGAAUACUCUGUUGCUUUGUAUACUAGAUAGCUUCGAAGCGCGCUUUGGAUGUUGGCAAUAGACUCUCUUACUCAAAACAAAAAAAAGAUGAUUGACUACAUGUAUAUGGUGAUUGAUCAUGAUCAGUUGAGUUGAUUCGACUGGCCGGGGGUAAUAAUGUUGCCUUAAGUAUUUGACGGAGCGUUCGUUUGUAUAUAUACCUCCUAAUCGAUAGCUGUUAAAACGAUCAGUCAAUACGCUAGGCCCAGUGAUGUAGUUUUUUUGUUCUUUAUAAAGUAUAGACCGUAGACCCGUUGAGUUAUUUAAGCCCUGAUAAGUACUUCAUAUGCUUGUGUUGAAGGGUCGAGAAACUGCUUGUUUUAACGCUUGUUCAAAACAUAGUCGGAUUUUCUUCGGCAUAGGUAUGAAGUAGGCCUGUCAAACACACACCUUAAAACCAUGUGUAGCCCUUACAGAUUAUAACGUAAAUGAUUUAGCAAGACCUCGACUAUGCAGAACAUUGAUUGGAAAUUGUUUCUAUUCUCUUUCGUGAAAUUGGGAUGGAUAAAUUAAUCCGAUAAACAUGAAACGAACUAAAAACAUUCCGGAGGAUACAACCAUGGCAAAGUUAAGAAGACUAUAUUUAUUUGGAUUAAUACUAAUGCUGGCGUCACCCCUGGGAGCUUGGCACAAUCCAUUCGAGUCAAACCUCGAUUAUCACUGCUGGCCUAUCGAGGCUUCUGCAUCUGACCCUACGCCUUAUGGAUCUUGCCCAGGUGUGACCUUUGAGUGGAUCACUGCUCCACCAUCUUCCAUCAAGCAGUAUUUAGUGUUCAACGUGACUUAUCGGCUAGUCUUAGAUUCAGCAUUUUACAGUUGGGCCGUUGGGCUCGGGAGGUUUGUGGAUCAAGCCACUGGUCUUAAUCAAACGACUGCUGCAAAUGCUGAAUCAUGGUGCGUUUCCACUCAAUGUCCGUCCAAAUCAACGGAUGCAAACUCCGGCAACUGCUGUGUUUACCAUGUCAACGUCCACUCCUGCCCCCACGACAAGCUGGAUGCGUCCAGUCUGUGCGGUCCAUGGAUCAGUCCGUCCGGCGAGUCUUUCACCCAUUCAGAUGUGAUGACGGGCAAUGUCUCUAGGGGCGUUUGGAAAAGUUCCAUUGCCGGCCUGUACGAGAUUGGGCCGGUGUCAUUAAUCGCCCAUUUUAAGAUAGCACGGAUACAUCUGGCUUUGCAUAAACAGGUUACAGUCCAAGAAGCAUAUUCAUGUGAUAAUGGUGUUUGUGAGACGAGCUCUGGUGAGACAUGCUCAAACUGCCCUGCUGACUGCGGGGCAUGUCCCCUAGAAGUAUGGCAGUUAGCCCUCAUCGCCGUCGCCGCAGUAAUUGCCUUCGCCCUUUUCCUUGCCCUUAUCAUCUAUUUUGUACGACAAAAACAGAAAAUGUCAGCCCUACUUUGGGAUGAAAGCUGGGUACUGAACCAUGAGGAUAUUCAGCAAGGAAUUGCACAUGGAUUAUUAAUAGGUUCUACAUACACCGGAAGGCUAUCUCACAGCGAAGGCCAAGGUCUGAAGUUCAUGGGGAGUGCAAUCAGUAUGCAACAAGAAGCUACUCUAUCCCAGAGUGCCCAAGUCAAACAGAUAUUCACCAAAACCGGAAUAUAUGAGGGACGAACGUACGCACUGAAAGAGAUCUACAAGACGAAGUCAUUUCAGUUGACAAAAGCAUUAAGGGAGGAGGUCAGGAGUGUCAGGCAAGUGAUGAACCAUCAAAACCUGUGCAAGUUUGCGGGAGCUUGUGUGAAGGUGCCAAAUGUGUGUGUCCUCAGUGAAUAUUGUCCAAAGGGAAGUCUUACUGACGUACUACAGAAUGAGGAGAUACCACUAAAUUGGGCAUUCAGAUUCUCCUUCUGUACUGAUAUAUGUCGUGGCAUGCAGGCUCUCCACGAUGUGAAGAUAUACCACGGUCGCCUCAAGACAAACAACUGUGUGAUUGACGACAGAUGGACAGUGAAAAUAUCGGAUUAUGGCAUCCAGACCCUCUACAAACAAGAUGAAGACGAGGAAAUUGCCGAUGAAGAGAACGAUGAGUACUAUAAACGUAGAGCAGGCAGGAUAUUCCGGGCGCCAGAGCUGCGAGACUUUCCUGAUGCAAUACCUACUGUGGCAGGAGAUAUAUAUUCAUUCGCUAUUAUACUGAUCGAGAUUGCGAAAAGAACGGAUCCCUACGAGGACGAAGAUCCUGAUUCGAUAACCAACGAUUGGAGACCAAGCCUUCCUGAAAAUAACAAUGACGACCCAGAUAAUAAGUGUCCGUGCCUUGCAGCUUAUAAUAAGCUUAUUCAGCAGUGUUGGGCUGCUGCACCUGCAGAGCGGAUAUUAUUUGAAGAAAUCAAAAAGAUCCUUCACCGAAUCAACCCGAACAAAAUGAGUCCUGUCGAUCUCAUGAUGGCCAUGAUGGAGAAGUAUUCAAAGCACUUAGAGGUUAUAGUUGGGGAAAGGACACAAGACCUCGUGGCUGAGAAGCAGAAAACAGACAGAUUACUUUACAGUAUGCUUCCACAAGCCGUCGCUGACGAGCUGAGGCUAGGGAAAGACAUUAAGGCGCAGCAAUAUGGAAGCUGUACAAUUUACUUCAGUGACAUUGUUGGUUUUACCAGCAUAUCAGGAGGCAGCACUCCUUUUGAGGUGGUCGCGUUACUCAAUAAGUUGUACACAUGCUUCGACAGUAUCAUUGACAAAUACGAUGUGUACAAAGUUGAAACAAUAGGUGAUGCCUACAUGGUUGUGUCAGGAGUUCCAAAAGAGAAUGGUAUCUUACAUGCAAGAGAAGUUGCCUGUAUGUCAUUGGAUCUGGUGGCUGAAUGUCGUACGUUCGUCAUACCACACAUGCUGAAAGAACCACUUAAAAUACGGGUGGGGUUGCAUUCAGGGAGUGUUUGUGCUGGUGUUGUGGGGCUAAAGAUGCCAAGAUAUUGCUUGUUUGGUGACACAGUGAAUACAGCAUCCAGGAUGGAGUCCAACGGGGAAGCCUACCGCAUCCAUCUCAGCGAAUUUACAUACGCACAUCUCCAUAAUAUCGGCGGAUUCACAUGUGAGAAAAGAGGAACGAUACCCAUAAAGGGAAAGGGGGACAUGACGACGUACUGGCUGACGGGGAAAACCCUCACGAUUCCGUCUCCGGUUAAGGAACUCAAAAAGGAAGCCCCGAAAGAGUUCACUAGCCUUGACGACAAUGAUGAGAGUAACUCAUUACCAAAUGUCGUGGUUGAGCCAAAGACAGUAGCAGUGAUUAACCGGAAGAUAAGUUCAUCCAACGACUCGGGCUAUAACGAGAAGUACACUACGCUUGAUGAUUCGAAGAUUACCCCGGAAGAAACGCAUUCCAAUGUGUCGCUAAUUUCAGUUCGAGAAAAGGCUGAAGAAACCAAUGGUGACUGAAAAGACAUUAAUGCACUAUUUUUUUGAGUCAUCAAACGAAAGGUACAUAUCGUUAUAUAUUUGGAAGUUCUAUAUCUGGGUACCGAGAUGAGCCCAUCAAACUAACCAUUUCUUGACCCAUGGAUGUCUCGAAAGAUCAACAUUUCUUUCGCAAUCGAAGAGAUUACAUUGGAUUAACCUCACAGGAAAGAAGGAUUCGGUGCUUCUAGCUGAACAGCGAACAACGAGCUCACUCUAACAAAUCUGCUUGGCAGCAACUCGAACAAUGUUGUACUUCAGCGAAUGGUGAUAUUUGGAGCGCUGAUAUAAAUUUACAAUGUUCUGUGAAAAAGAUGGAUAGUUUGGGGGUCGUCCCUAUGUUACCGGUGCUACGGCAAAAGCCUUUUGUUGGUGAAGGGAAUUUCGUGGUGUAAGAACGGAAUGGGUCUUGUGGGUAAUAUGCGUGACACGCGAAUGUAAGAGGCUUUUAGUCAUGAACAGUUUCUAACUGGCCUCCACGAAUACCCCUUGUAAAAGGUAAUUCGCGUGUACAUGCAAUGAUAAUUAUGUAAAUAAAAUAUUAUUUGUAUAUUUAUGUGAAUGGCAUAAUAUUCGAUGUGCAAUUGAACUGGACAAUAUUUCGUGUACGAAUUAUUAGACACUGUCACUACUUACAGUAACUUUGUAGGCGGUACUUCCAACUGUUCACCUUAUCUUUUCUCAAACUGGAAUUUGGGACAUCCACUCAAGUUCUGGCAACCUAUCGGAGAUACUCAUUCGGCACAGAAGGUACACUGGCAGU